Messenger RNA from Rhea pennata, 1295 nucleotides. RefSeq names its product peroxisomal biogenesis factor 11 alpha (gene PEX11A). The transcript has 3 exons. NCBI's taxonomy places the organism in Eukaryota, Metazoa, Chordata, Aves, Rheiformes, Rheidae. The record is from RefSeq and is a predicted model, not a curated record. Gene Ontology annotation, cellular component: peroxisomal membrane. Bases 106 to 843 code for a protein of 245 amino acids. Gene Ontology annotation, biological process: peroxisome fission.
GAGCGCCGAGGCGGAGGGUUCCCGCCGCCGCCGGUGCCGCCGCUCGCCGCGCCCGCUGGGGCGGGGAGGCCGGCGGCCAUCUCCUCUCGGGGCUGCCCCUCCGCCAUGGAGGGCUUCGUGGACUUCACCAACCGCAGCCAGGGCCGGGACCAGCUCUUCCGAGCCACUCAGUACACAUGCAUGUUGCUUAGCUAUUUGUUAGAGCAUAAGGCUGAUACUGAGAAGCUGGUAAUGAAACUCAAGCAGUUGGAAUCUAGCAUGAGCUCUGGCCGUAAAAUGUUCAGACUGGGCAACAUGGUACAUGCCUUGGUAGCAGCCAGGAGAACUACACAGUUGCCAGAUGUGGUUCCUCGCUUCUGCCUUACAACUUCCAACCUGACCCGUGCCCUGUACUUCAUCUGCGAUGCAGUCUUGUGGUUGAGGAGUGUUGGUCUCCAACCUGACAUCGAUAAGCAGAAGUGGCGGAAUUGGGCUACCAAGUGUUACUACUUUUCACUGCUGAUGAAUCUGGCCAGAGACUGGUAUGAGAUCUCCUGGAGGUUGGAGCAAGCCAUACAGAAAAAAAAGACAAAAGAAAAUUCUUCCUGGGACAAAGAAGAUCAGGAACUAAACUGCUUGAAACACGAUAGCUUACCAUCUUUUCUCCUCCUGCUGUUUCAGAUACUGAAAAGACAUCCUCCUUUGCUGCUAGACAUGGUGAAAAAUCUGUGUGAUCUCUCUAGUCCUUUGGAUGCACUAGGAAUCUACAAGACCAAUCCGGGAGUGAUUGGUUUCUGUGGCCUCAUCUCCUCUCUGGUGGGGAUCCUCACAUUAGCAAGCCCACAUCUGAAACUGAAACAGUGAUGCGAAAGGAGCCACAUAGUGUGCAAUGAGCCAAUAGCUUUGAUUCUCUGCCAGGUUUUGUUCUCAUAUCGCACUUUGAAAAUGAAGAUGUCUCACAGUAACUUCAAGAUGAGGUUUACACUCUGAAUAAGUGUCUUUGCAGAUGGGUUAGGUGCUGUGAUAUACUCCCUAAUGGAGUGGAAAUGGGAGAAGACAGAAUAAUAUUUCACAAACAGAAACAGGCCUUGGAACGUGGCUGCUAGAGGAACAUAGCUGCUAGAUAAGGAAAUAUUAAUGUUCCCAUAUUUUAAUAUGGGGUUAUGAAAUAGCAGCAUACAACAAUAGGUGUAUGACUCGUAACUAAUCAUGUUUACACUGUAAAGGUAGAAUUCACCAAUCAAAGGUUCCUACAGUCAGAUUUUUUUAGUAUGUUCAGGCAAAUUAGGAACUAUGAUUAAAAUGUCUUGAAGUAA